AUGAAGCUUUACUUCGAGGCUGAGAAGUUCGUCAAUAACGACAAGGGCAGCUUGAAAAACAGGAUCUUCAAUGCUAAGCUAUCGAAUUCUCCAAAACACGUCUACGCCCUCGUGAUCUCCACCCUCAAAUACAAAGAGCACAUCGAUGUCAUCAUACGAAAGUCUCGCUUGAAAGAUGUGCCUCAAUUGAAAAAGUUGAAAGUGUCAGAUGCCCUACUAUCGCUUCUCGUCCAGGACUUUCUAUUUUCUGCCAAGGGUAGGAUCCAGCUGGGCAAGCACCCUAUCAAAGAGGCCUUCUUGCUUAACAAGACCAGAAUGCAAGCAGAGCUCACGAAGCUCAAGCUAAAGCACAAGGUCAAGUCUGUGGCAGAGCUACCCUUGAAGGAGGGAUUUGAUGACGAUGAAACACCCGUUCGCUGGAUCCGUGUAAACACCUUGAAGACCUCGCCGGAGGCUUUGUUCAAAACUUCGUACUUCUCCAAGUUGACUGAGGUUUCGUCUCUUGAUGAGCUUGACGGCCCGGGAAAGAUAUACAAAGACGAGUACAUCACGAAUCUUUAUGGAAUUCACCCUCGAGACAAGAUCACGAAUACUCAAGCCUACGCUCAUGGCGAGGUGAUUAUCCAAGAUCGUGCCUCAUGUUUCCCUGCUGAGAUCCUUAACAACGAUCCGAGCGAUUUGCAUAAGUGUGUCAUAGAUGCCACUGCUGCUCCAGGCAACAAAACAACUCACGCUGCAUCUUUUGUUGCCCAGCAUGAUGGAGUGGUUUUUGCUUUUGAAAGAGAUAACCAGAGAGUCAAGACCCUCAAAAUGAUGUGUGAAAAGGCCACAGGCAAGGCCAAAAAGAGCUUGAUCCACCCUACCCAUGCCGACUUUACGACCGUUAAGCCCGAGGAUUUCGAGAAUGUGACUGGCCUUAUAGUGGACCCAUCAUGCAGUGGUUCAGGCAUUUUUGGCAGAGCCAUUGAGGAUGCCAGUGCAGAGCAGGAGAAGGAAGAGACCGACGAAACAAGACUCAAUAAACUUGCUGGGUUCCAGUUCAAAAUCAUGAAGCAUGCUCUCUCAUUUCCAAAAGCCCACAAGGUUGUCUACUCCACAUGUUCUAUUCACCCACAUGAGAAUGAGAGGGUGGUGGUGGAUUUGCUCAGUGACCCCGAAGUGAAAGAAGCCGGAUGGAGACUUGCCCCCAAAAAUGUGGUGAUUCCAUCCUGGCCCAGAAGAGGCUGGGAGCAAGAGUUCACAUCGUUGAGUGAUGGAGACGAAGCCAAAGGCCGUGAGCUUGCAGGAGGAUGUGUUAGAGCUAUACCCAAAGAAGACGGAGGAAUUGGCUUUUUCGCUGCCUGUUUCGUACGUGAUAGACAAUAA
Candidozyma duobushaemuli is the source of this 1365-nucleotide messenger RNA. RefSeq names its product rRNA (cytosine-C5-)-methyltransferase. Gene Ontology annotation, cellular component: nucleolus. Gene Ontology annotation, biological process: rRNA base methylation. Gene Ontology annotation, molecular function: methyltransferase activity. Bases 1 to 1365 code for a protein of 454 amino acids. Lineage: Eukaryota; Fungi; Ascomycota; Pichiomycetes; Serinales; Metschnikowiaceae. The transcript has a single exon. The record is from RefSeq and is a predicted model, not a curated record.